Molecule: messenger RNA, 3468 nt
Organism: Daktulosphaira vitifoliae (grape phylloxera)
Lineage: Eukaryota; Metazoa; Arthropoda; Insecta; Hemiptera; Phylloxeridae
Product: protein NOXP20-like
Exons: 17
Coding region: 272-2899 (875 amino acids)
Source: RefSeq, a predicted model, not a curated record
CCAUAAUAAUAAUGUGAACAUUAAGCCAGUAAUCCACAAUUCAGUGACUAUGCUCUGUCUCUUAUAUAUUUAUUUCAAAUAAGAUAUUUACAUGAUUUUAUAUUUAUCUAGUCUAAUUAUAAUAACUAAUAUUAAAAAUCAUCCUGAAUCAUAAAACAGUGAUUAACAGCAAUAACUAUAAAAUAUCUAUUACUCUUUUAUACAGGAUAUAUUUAAUAUUGUUAUAAAAUAAAAAGUGAGAUUUUUUCAUUAUUUUAUAAAGGUUCUUGAUAUGGCUGACGUAACUGAAAACGUAUGUGCUGAGGUGGAUGAACAAUACAUUCAAGAUAUUUUAUUAAACGACUAUGGUUUCAUAGACGGACAAAUUCGUAAAUUAGAUGGUUAUGACGACAAAAAUUUUCAUAUAACAGAUGCUAAGAGUUGUUCCGAGGGGAUUAAGUUUCCAUCUGAUGGUGUUAUUUUAAAAUUCGUUAAUUCUGUUGAUUCAUCUUAUAUUUCUCUAAUGGAAGCGCAAACAAAACUAAUGCAAUUUUUGGGAAAUUCAGACUUUCACUUUCCAAUGCCAAUGUUAAAUAAGCACGGACAAAGUUUUAGGUCAUUAGAAAUAAAUGGCAAAGUUCAUGUUGUACGUAUGACAAAGUAUAUAAAUGGAGAUACUAUGUCAAAUACUAUAGCAGAUGAAAACUUCGCUGAAGAAUUUGGUUCGUGUGUUGGUUAUUUAACAAAAAAGCUUCAAUCGUUUGAUCACGAAGGAUUUCACCGAGAAAAUCAUAUAUGGGCUCUAGAAUAUGCAGGCGACGCGCUAAAAUUUGUUAAUGUUUUUGAAGAUAAAAAUCAACAAAAUAUACUUAAUACAGUACUAAAAAAAUUUCAAUCUGAAUUUCUUUCCAAAAAGGAUAUUUUGGAAAAAAGCGUUAUUCAUGGAGAUCUUAGUUUCAACAACAUUCUUGCAACAAACAAUAAAAUAACAGCAAUUAUAGAUUUUGGCGAUGUAUUAUAUUCAUAUACAUUUUUUGAACUUGCCAUAGCUUUGUGUUAUAUGAUUGCACAAGAAUACAAAAAAAAGGAUCCCUGUUUAUCAAAUGUACCUAUCAAAACUUUAAUAGAAGCUUAUCAACGUCAUAGAAAGUUGACUGAUGUAGAGCUAUCACUAUUGCACAUAAGCGUGUGCGCAAGACUUUGCCAAAGUCUCAUUUUAGGGAAAAAAACUAGCUUGAGAGAUUUGUCAAACGUAUAUGUAUUAUCAAUACAAAAAAUUGCUUGGAGAACAUUACAAGAUUUAAUAAACGACGAAGAACAAAAUAUCUAUUUUAAAUGUAUGCUAACAAAAUUGAAUAUUUUAUUAUUUGCACAUAAAUGGUAUUCUGAUGAAGAAUUUGAAAGUGCGGAUGAAGGUAAUAAAAAUAAUGAUGGUUGGGAAGUAGAAAACGAUUUCGAUUUGUCUAAUGGUGAAACACUUGAAAAUAAUCCUUCCAAAAUCAAGGCUGUUUCACUAGAAAAUCCUCACAUAGAAACCAUUAGUGUGUCAAAUAAUUUAUCUUCAUUAAAACUACAUGAAGACCAGGUUCAAGUUACACAAGACGGAGGAAAUUUAAUUGAACAGACCAACAGUAGUAUUACAAAUUCUCAAUCUAACAAUUUAAUUGAUUUCAGUAAAUUAGCCAUAGAUAAAAACAGUAAUUCAAAUAAGUCAUCUAAUGAGAAUGUUGAAAACAAAUCAAAUUAUAGUCAAGUUACUACAUCACAAGCAGGUUGGGGUAGUUGGUCCAGCAAUUGGAGUGUCAAUUCAUUUUUGUCUACUGCAAGUGCAUUAACUAAUCAAGUAUCCCAAGGAUUGAAUAAUGUUAUAGAUGCUAGUAUGGGAGCACCUACACCAGAAUCAUUAGUGUCUAUUAAUAAAGAUGAAAAAGAUUAUCACAUCAAUUAUAGCAAUGAAGAAUCUAAUCAUAAUUCAUCAGGGUCCAUUUUAAAUACUGAUUAUUUUAUGAGUAAUGUAAAUCAUCUCACAAAAAUAUUUGAAUCUACGGGUAGUAAGCUUAUUAAUGGUGGUUUGGACACUUUAGAGACGGUUGGUAAAAAAACCUUAGAAGUAUUACAAGAAGGUGAUCCUGGAUUACGAAAAAAAAGAGCUCUAUUUUCACAAAAAGGUGAAAAAAUUAAUUUAUCUCAAAUUUUACAAGAAGCAAAAGAAAAAGCUGAAGUUGAAUUAAAUCAUAACAAUCAAGAAAGUGAAAUACAAAAAGGAUACGCCUAUAUGUUUGAUCAUUUUCAAGGGGUAAUUCAUCUAGAAAGCCUUGAAUUAAUAUCAAAACAGAGUCAAAUGAAAUUACAAACUGUUUUAUUAACUUAUUCCGGUACUAAGUUAUCAGAAUUACAGGAUGAAAUUGAACAUGUAAAAAAUAAAUGUUGUGUUGACUAUGAUGAAGAUGAAAAGUUAAUGAAUAGUGACGAAUUUAUAAAAGCUUUAAAUAAUUAUGUAAAAAUGUUUGGAUUUGAUUUAAAAAUCAAUAAAAUUCUUAAAAUAAGUGAUGAAAUAGAAAAAAAAACAAACAAUAAAAAUAAUUUAGUUGACAAUGCAUAUGAUAAUGCAAUUUCUGGAUUAGCUGAGUUAACUGCUGCAGCUAUUGAAAUAUUUUAUAAAAUAGGAGAAAUGUUAAUGAUAGACACUCAAAAAAUUGAAGUAACUAAAAAAAUAGAAACUGUAAUAUGUUUAUAUGAAGCAAUUUGUUGCCGAAUACGCUCAAUUGCUAAUAACUAUGCUUGUUUGCUAUCAAAAAUAGAUGACGCUGACAUUUCAAGUCAAAUUAGUGACAUUUAUCUAGAAUCAUCUAAUAGUAGUUCUUACAUUCAAGAUGCUCUACAGUUGUUAAUUCCCAUUUUACAGUUAUUGGUCAUUUGAGUUUUAUUAUUAAGUGAUCAGAAUAAUUCCACGGCCACUCUGCCAUUUAUAAGAGGCGACUAAUGAGAUUGUGUCAGGUCAACAGCCGAUUUAAAAUUUUGUCAAAAAGUAUCAGGAGACCUGAACAAAACUUAGGUGGAUUGUCCCAUCUUGGAUGUAUGUGGGGAUUAAGACAAGAAAAAAGAAGAAGUGAUGGAAUUUAUUUGAAAUCGAACAAAAUUUCUGAAUUAUUUAGUUAAUUAUGAAAGGAAGUUAAAAGAAAACAAUUGUGCAGAAAUUAAAAAUAAUUGUUUUAUUCCAAGUCAUAAUAAUCUACCAUUUUGAUAGAAAUUCUGAAAAAUAAUUUUGCAUAAAAUAUUCAAGAGCAUAUAAAAAAAACUAUUGGUUUAUUCAAUAUAUAAUAAGAUAUAAGUCAUCAGUUAAAAUCAAGAAAUCAAUAAUAAAAAUAUAUUUACUUAUUUUGUAUUGGCUGACCCCAAAAAGUUGGGAUUAAGGCGAGAAAAAAGAAGAUACUUAUUUUGAAUAUUUGACACCUCUUAAGAAAUGUUUUCAUCAAAGUUUUAUAAGAC